AGCGCCAUGCCGCGCCGGCUGGCCUGGCUGUGCUGCUGCUGGGCGCUGCUGAGCGGAGCCUGCCGCCCCGCCGAGCCCGCGCUGCCCGCCGAGGGCGGGGAGCCGCCGCCCGCCGCCGCCGGCUCGGGCUUCCUCUACCGGCGGCUGAAGUCGCACGAGAAGCGGGAGAUGCAGCGGGAGAUCCUCUCGGUGCUGGGGCUGCCCCACCGCCCCCGGCCGCUGCCGCGGGAGCCGCCGGCCCCGCCGCCGGGACGGCUGAGGGCGGCACCGCGCUUCAUGCUGGACCUCUACCACUCCCUGGCCGAGGGCGCGGAGGGCAGCGCGGGCGCGGAGAGCGGGGGCCGCCCGCCGACCCCUGCCCCGCCGCUGCCCAGCCCGCAGGACAGCGCCUUCCUCAACGACGCCGACAUGGUGAUGAGCUUCGUCAACCUGGUUGAGUAUGACAAGGAGUUCACGCCUCACCAGCGGCACCACAAGGAAUUCAAAUUUAAUUUGUCUCAGAUUCCUGAGGGCGAGGCCGUCACAGCUGCUGAGUUUCGGAUCUACAAGGACUGCGUUUUGGGAAGCUUUAAAAACCAAACCUUCCUUAUCAGCAUCUACCAGGUGCUGCAGGAACAUCAGAACAGGGCCUCUGACCUGUUUCUGCUGGACACGCGGGCGGUGUGGGCGUCGGAGGAGGGCUGGCUGGAGUUCGACGUCACUGCCACCAGCAACAUGUGGGUGAUGAACCCCCAGCACAACAUGGGACUGCAGCUCAGCGUGGUGACCCGGGAUGGUUUCAGUGUAAACCCUAGAGAAGCAGGGCUGGUAGGGCGAGAUGGCCCCUAUGACAAGCAGCCUUUCAUGGUGGCCUUCUUCAAAGUGAGCGAGGUUCACCUACGCACCACGAGGUCAGCGAGCAGCAGGCGCAGGCAGCAGAGCCGGAACCGCUCCACCCAGACUCAGGACGUUUCCAGGGUGUCCAGUGUCACAGAUUACAACAGCAGUGACUUAAAAACAGCGUGCAGAAAGCAUGAGCUUUACGUUAGCUUCCAAGACUUGGGAUGGCAGGACUGGAUAAUCGCUCCAAAAGGCUACGCAGCCAACUACUGUGAUGGGGAGUGCUCGUUCCCACUCAACGCCCACAUGAACGCAACCAAUCAUGCCAUUGUACAAACUCUGGUUCAUCUAAUGAAUCCUGAUUACGUUCCCAAACCAUGCUGUGCACCUACCAAACUAAAUGCCAUAUCUGUCCUUUACUUUGAUGAUAAUUCUAAUGUAAUCUUGAAGAAAUACAGGAAUAUGGUAGUAAGAGCUUGUGGAUGUCACUGACAAACAGUCUUCACAUGGACUCUGUGAUGCUGCCAUGAACUUGGAUACAAUCCUCCCUGUUUUCACCUUGGGAAAAAAAAACCUACGUGAUGAACCACCCUUCAGAACACCAUGUAUGUGCCUUGUGGGAGGAAGGGGUGUGGGGACCACCCCCCAGGGUGGGAGCAAACUGCUGGACUUCUUACAGACUGACCCUACGCCACGGUGGCUGCCCAGCUCAGCUCAGCAGCAGCAAAAUGCCCACACACUUUAUUUGGCUGGGAUGGUCUUAAUCUCACAGAGAAGCUUGACCUGUAGCAGGUGCUUGGAUAUGUGCUGCAGUUUUACCAGAUGAGGACUCAACACUCAAAACAAGUGAGGUCUUUCUUUGGGGGUGGGGAGGGAAGAUAAGGGGGAGAGGCAGAGAAGCUAAAGAAAGUGUUGUUAGCACUUCAGAUAUAGAGUGUACAUCUCAUGCAAGAUCCUUGUGGCCAGAAGGACCAGUUACUGCACCUAGACUGUUAGUCUUCUGCCAUCUGUCAUGACAGUAAGCAUCUAAAAUUGUGCCAAAGCAGAUGUUUCAGUUCUGUUAUGCUCCCAGCACUGUUUAACUCUGAUCUUCCAAGUGUAAGAUGACAUGGCUGCACCCUGUGUUAGAAACACUACCAUGAACUCAGACCCUGGCUGAGUCUUCCCAUCUGACUGAGCAAUACAAAUUUAUACACUUGCUCUUAUGCAACUUCCUUCCACUUCUCACGUGGAGCUGCCUCAUCUACUACCACUUGCCCAGGAAGGAAGUCAGGACACUUCUUCAGCUAUAAGUCAGACGUAAAAGCUUAGGGACCAUUCAUUCUCUAGCUGGACAGUUUGUUUACAGGAAGACAGAAAGUCAACAACAUUUGCAAUCUUUCCCUUUCAACUCAUGCAACUAACAAACUGGUAUAAAGGAUAGGCAGCGUAGAGCCAUGAUUUGUCUAGCAGAAGCUAAUAGCAAAUUGUUUUGAUCAAUAUUAAACUUGUAUUAAAUGCACUUACCUCUACUUGCAUUUAAAAGGCUUCUUGUAAAUACAAGCUAUAAUUUAUUGCA
Messenger RNA from Passer montanus (Eurasian tree sparrow), 2377 nucleotides. RefSeq names its product bone morphogenetic protein 6 (gene BMP6). Gene Ontology annotation, biological process: SMAD protein signal transduction. The coding region runs from base 7 to 1311 and encodes 434 amino acids. Gene Ontology annotation, cellular component: extracellular region. The record is from RefSeq and is a predicted model, not a curated record. Lineage: Eukaryota; Metazoa; Chordata; Aves; Passeriformes; Passeridae. Gene Ontology annotation, molecular function: cytokine activity; growth factor activity. The transcript has 7 exons.